AUGUCUUCUUUAUUGACUGGUAUGAGCGAGCUGCUCGUCUCUGGACGACGUAUACUCAGUUCCGAGUCGAGGCACUGGCGCUUUGCCUCAACGUCAGCAUCAACACUCAAAGCCAGUACGUCAAAGGCUCUCCCUAUUGCCACACAUGCCCCUUUAUCUGCCCUCCCCACUCGUGUUCUCCUCAGAUCUCUUCUGGUCUCUACCAUUUCCUCAAAGCCUCUCCUGCUGCGGUCCUCACUUUGGGCUCUCUCCAUCCUGUCGAAACCGAACCGAGGUUUCUUACUCAGCGUGGACCGAAACCCAGUCCUCCAUGGUAUCCUGAAGAAGACGUUCUAUGAGCAGUUUUGCGCGGGCGAGAAUGGGGCGGAGACAAAGGCCACAAUCCAGGAGCUCAAAGAAAUGGGGUUCCGUGGUGUGAUUAUGACAUAUGCAAAGGAAACUGUCUUUGACCACAGCACCAAGACUGCGCAUGGGCUUGGAAUUGCUGCUUCGGAAAGCCAAGAGGGGUACUACUGCACCAAUAUCGAGGCCUGGAGAAAGGGAACAAUGGAGACGGUCGAACUGUUGGAGAGCGGUGAUUACCUGGCUGUCAAGCUAACCGGGGCGGGUCCUUUGGUCACUGAAGCCUUUUCCAGUAACAACAUACCCCCUACACAGUUCCUUGAAGCAUUGGAAGAAGUAUCAAGCCGAUGCAGAGAGCGUGGUGUGCGAAUUCUCGUUGAUGCCGAGUCCCAGCACUUCCAGUGGGGUAUUCUCUGCGUGACACUGGAUCUCAUGCGCAAGUACAACCACGAUGGUUAUGCCCUUGUCUACAACACAUACCAAGCAUACCUCAAAAGCACGCCCGAAACACUGGCAAAGCACCUCACCGCAGCCCAUCAAGAGGGCUUUACACUCGGCCUCAAGCUUGUGCGCGGGGCAUACAUGGCCUCGGAUAAGCGUUCUUUGAUCCACGACACGAAGGAGGACACCGACAAUGCCUAUAACACCUUUGCUCAGGGCGCACUGAAACAGACAAUUGGUGACUUUGGCACCAAGACCACCUUUCCAUCUGUCAAUCUCUUCCUAGCCAGUCAUAACAAGGAGAGUGUGAUGAAUGCCCACCACCUGCACCAACAGCGCACAGCCGCCGGGCUGCCCACGGUACCGGUGGGGUUCGCCCAGCUUCAUGGGAUGUCGGACGAAGUCAGUUUCUCGCUGCUAGCGCUCAAGGACAGCAGUGGGUUACCCGAGGUCUACAAGUGCUCGACCUGGGGUACCAUGGGGGAAUGCCUGGCGUAUCUCUUGCGACGGGCCAUUGAGAAUCGAGAUGCGGUUUUGCGCACAACGGAUGAAUACAAUGCGCUGAAGGCGGAAGUCAGACGGAGACUCGGAGCAAUGUUUUCAGUCUCACGCAGAUAA
Molecule: messenger RNA, 1401 nt
Organism: Aspergillus calidoustus
Lineage: Eukaryota; Fungi; Ascomycota; Eurotiomycetes; Eurotiales; Aspergillaceae
Source: the annotation of a GenBank genome assembly